This is a messenger RNA of Eimeria mitis, 378 nucleotides long. RefSeq lists its product as uncharacterized. The record is from RefSeq and is a predicted model, not a curated record. NCBI's taxonomy places the organism in Eukaryota, Apicomplexa, Conoidasida, Eucoccidiorida, Eimeriidae. Bases 1 to 378 code for a protein of 125 amino acids. The transcript has a single exon.
AUGGGGGUGGGGGCUCCUCCUGCGGCCCCUGCAAGUGCGGCCCAUAUCCUCCAAGUCUCCCAGUGCGAUCAACCGCAGAAGAAGAAGAAGAAGGAGGCCCUGCGGUUUGCUGAGACGGGCGACGCCCUAAGCUGGUGGCGCCGCCGGCGGCGCCGGCGGCGCCGGCGGCUGCACCCCGUCCUCUCCCAGGUGCCGCUGGAGGCGCGGGAACACUGGCCAACGGCUCUGGCUGUACAGUACGUCUGGCUGCAGGCUGAUGACGUCUGUCUCUGGGUUGACACGGGGGUGCCUAGACAGCAGAAACAUCCACACGUUGCCAAUACGCCGCAGUUUGUAUGCAUACAGCACGAUCAAGGAGCGGCUGGAAAACCACAAUAG